UCUCGACUCAGUGACGUUUGAUAAGAUUGACUCGGUGACAUUGACCAUGAGGUACGUACCGGCAUCUUGAUCUCAUGCUCCGGUCCUCCUGGAACUCAUGAGCCGAAGGCGGCGGACAAGGACAUUCUUAUUAGAUCUUGUGCUGCUCUAGCUUAGACUUGCUGUUUGAGACUGUAUCGUAAUUUCAUCUUCUUUUUCCUUUCUCUUCAGUUCAUACAGAGAUACCCCUCAUCAUACACGUCAUGAUGAACUUGAGGCUCCUUCGGCAGCAAUGCCUUCGCACAAAGCCAUCUCUGGCCAGCCGCGUUACCACCAGGACAUUUGCUUCUCAAUCUGAUCUUCUCGGUGCCAACCUCGAGCAAGGCGACCCUGAGAUCCACGCCAUUCUCAAGCGUGAAGAGAAGCGCCAGAACCAUUUCAUCAACCUCAUCCCUUCCGAAAACUUCACUUCGCGAUCCGUUCUCGAUGCCCUAGGCAGUGUUAUGCAAAACAAGUACUCUGAGGGCUACCCCGGCGCGCGAUACUAUGGUGGUAACGAACAUAUCGAUGAGGCAGAGCGUCUAUGCCAAAGACGUGCCCUCGAAACCUUCCGUCUUGACCCUGAGAAAUGGGGUGUCAAUGUUCAGCCCCUUUCUGGAUCACCUGCCAACCUCUACGCCUACUCUGCUAUCCUCAACACCCACGACCGUAUCAUGGGUCUUGACCUUCCCCAUGGAGGUCAUCUCUCACACGGCUACCAAAUCCCCAACAAGAAGAUCUCCAUGGUCUCCAAGUACUACGAGACCUUCCCCUACCGAUUGAACGAGGAGACUGGUCUCAUCGACUACGACAAACUUCGCGAGAACGCUCUUCUGUACCGUCCUAAGGUUAUCGUCGCUGGUACAUCUGCCUACUCCCGCCUGAUCGAUUACGAGCGCAUGCGUGCUAUCGCCGACGAGGCUGGUGCUUACCUUCUGUCUGACAUGGCUCACGUUUCUGGUCUUGUCGCUGCUGGUGUUAUUGGAACACCAUUUGAGGAUUCUGAUAUCGUUACUACCACCACCCACAAGUCCCUUCGUGGACCUCGUGGUGCCAUGAUCUUCUACCGCAAGGGCGUUCGAAGCACAGACAAGAAGGGCAAGCAGAUCAUGUAUGAUCUUGAAGGCCCUAUCAACGCUUCAGUUUUCCCUGGUCACCAGGGUGGUCCUCACAACCACACCAUCACCGCCCUCGCUGUUGCCCUUCGCCAAGCUCAGACACCCGAGUUCAAGCAGUACCAAGAAAAGGUCCUCGAGAACUCACAAGCUCUGGCCAAGCAACUCUCCGAGGGUCUGGGCUACAAGCUCGUCUCAGGCGGUACCGAUAACCACCUCGUCCUCGUUGACCUCAAGCCUAAGGGUGUCGACGGCGCACGCGUCGAACGUGUUCUCGAACUCGUCGGUGUAGCCAGCAACAAGAACACCGUCCCCGGUGACCGCUCCGCCCUCAAGCCCGGUGGUCUUCGUCUCGGAACACCCGCCAUGACAACGCGGGGCUUUAACGGCGAGGACUUCAAGCGCGUGGCUGAUAUUGUGGACCGCGGUGUGCAGAUCACUCUAGCGGUUGAUAAGGACGCCCGCGCCGCUGCUGAGGCCAAGGGUGCUAAGAACCCCGGUACUGUGAAGAACUUUUUGGAGUUCUUGGGUGAUGGAUCUAAUGUCAAGGAGAUUAAGGCGCUACGAGAUGAGGUCGCUGAGUGGGUUGGAGGGUUCCCCCAGCCCUGGCUCAAGUCAUGAUGUUUUUGAUGAAGAGUAAAGAUCGUUUUUGGCGUUUGGAAAAUAGUAUCAUAGCAAAAUUUACAUGAGUUAAAGAGUCUAUUGCAUGAUUCUCAC
Messenger RNA from Fusarium odoratissimum NRRL 54006, 1850 nucleotides. Its product is annotated as serine hydroxymethyltransferase, mitochondrial. Gene Ontology annotation, biological process: folic acid metabolic process; tetrahydrofolate interconversion; L-serine catabolic process. The transcript is spliced from 4 exons. Gene Ontology annotation, molecular function: pyridoxal phosphate binding; cobalt ion binding; serine binding. The record is from RefSeq and is a predicted model, not a curated record. Gene Ontology annotation, cellular component: cytoplasm. Lineage: Eukaryota; Fungi; Ascomycota; Sordariomycetes; Hypocreales; Nectriaceae. The coding region runs from base 243 to 1754 and encodes 503 amino acids.